Molecule: messenger RNA, 923 nt
Organism: Moneuplotes crassus
Lineage: Eukaryota; Ciliophora; Spirotrichea; Euplotida; Euplotidae
Source: the annotation of a GenBank genome assembly
UAUAAUCAUAAUUUUUCAUCUUAUAUGCUACCUCUAACCCAAGAUUUUCCUUCAGAAAUCGCAAGCUCUUGAUUCCCAUCCAAGAAGUUGGCUAUUCCUCAAAAAUAUACUGAGGCCCUCCUGGAAAUGCAAGAAUUUUGCUUAUGAGACUUUUCACAAGAAACCUUGGCAAAGACUCAAGAAUUAGCUUCCAAAAGUGGCCAAUAUCUUAUUGAAAAUCUCCACAAAGUUCAUCAGAAAAUGAUAGAAGCAGCUACUACUAGAAGAGAUGGUACCCUACCAAGCUUGGCCAAUAGUCUUAAACUUAAUCAAAGUCUUUCUUAUGACUCCAUUGUAAAGCCUUGCAGUGCUGUCAAAGACAAUCCUGGCUUCAAAAGGGAAGCUUCACAACACCCUGAAAUAUCAGAGUUGGAAGGGUUUGAAGGACUCACAGUUCUUGGCGCUGACAAUCAAGGGAUUGAGUGUACUACCCAACCUUCAGGCAAGAGACUCUCAAAUCUUACCAAAAGCAAAGUUAACAUGAAAUUGCUUCAAAAUUACAACUGAGAAAUUGAGAAAAGGAAGAAUUCCAAAGGAGGCAUCACCACUGCCUACAUCUGUAAAUAUGAUAACUGUAACAAAGAGUUUACCAGGACUUGGAGUAUCAUAGAUCAUGUCAGAAUGCACGAAGGAUAUAAGCCUUAUAAAUGCAAGCAUUGAGAGCGCUCCUAUACACAGAAGGGCAACUUACUUAAGCACAUGAAGAGACACACAGAUCCUAGCUUAGAUCAUAGAAGGAGCUACAUCUGUGAGUUCUGCAACAAAAAGUAUACCGAAAAAUAUAACCUCAAGACUCAUCAAAAGAAAUUUCACUUAAACCAACUUAAACAGACUAAAUCUGAAAAGGACAGUGCGAAGUUAACAGUUAAUUCAUAAAAAUCAUU